GGUCUGUGAAUUAUAUUCUGGUGUGUUAAGUUAUAUAUAAAAAAAUAAAGGUAACUUCAAGCCACCUCCUCGUCUGAUUGGUCCAGCAGCCCGAGAGCCGGAAAUGGAUCUGGAGAGAGAAGCGUGGCCUCUACCGUUGUCAUGGUGAUGGAAGAGUCGCUGGAUCUUCACAUCAGAUUCUGGCCCUUCCGAAAAAAAUCACUGAUAGGUUUUCAUAUAUAGUUAUAGAUAAGCAGAUUAUCGUGAAUGAAAGCGAGUGCCGGCGUGCAGAUGGAUCACAAGCGGCUGGAGAAGCCCCAACUACCGGAAGCCAGGAUUUGUAUAUGGGAGGAUCUGACCUACAGUGGGAUGGACGUCAUCGAGCAGGCAGCCAGCAUGGAAGAACUGAAGCUAGCCCUGUCUCAGCUGCUGUGUGAACCCCUGCAGACCUGCGAUCCCCGGGGUUCCAUUCUGCUCGACCUGUACGCCUACGCUGUGCAGUUCAGCCGGACCCACAGCUUCAGCAAGGAACAGACUUCGGCCUUCUUCUCCAUUCUCCGCAGGCUGCACAGGGCUGCUACAGGAACUCCUCUGGGGAACGUGGACGAGUGCUGCCAGUACUUCAAAGAGCUGCUCCUCUGCCACGCUGUGCGGCGACCUCCGUUCAGCAUUGAUCUAUUCAGCGCCGAGCAGGUGAAGCUUAUCACAGAGUACGUCAUCGACACCUACUUCAGACACUUCAAACUCUACACGUACGUCUUCACCCCUCAGAUUCGGAUGGACCUCAGCUUUACAUACUUGGGAAUGCCUGACACACCUCCAGCUGCUGAAGAGGAGGAACCUGUGGUGGAGGAGCAGCGGGUGGAGGAGGAGAAGGAACGGGAGGAGCUGGAAGUUCAUGCCAAAGAGGAAGACCCACAGGCAACUGGCAUCCGCGGAGACGACCUGCGGGAGUACAUCGAGGCGCAAAUAGCAGAGCGAGUGUCCGAGUUGAGGGUCUCGCUGGAGGGGCAGCUGAAGGUGAGCGAGCGGCAGCUUGGCUCACAACUCUCAGCCUUGGAGAGGCCGGGCUUCAGGCAGAAAGCCUCCCGGGGCAAGAAGUAGGAUGUACCCUCUCCUUCCCACCCAGAGAAAUCACAGACACCAAAUGCUUCCAGAAUAAAGUUUAUUUGUGAAAUAU
Messenger RNA from Hypanus sabinus (Atlantic stingray), 1159 nucleotides. It is a transcript of the gene cfap119, whose product is annotated as cilia and flagella associated protein 119. The record is from RefSeq and is a predicted model, not a curated record. Bases 247 to 1083 code for a protein of 278 amino acids. NCBI's taxonomy places the organism in Eukaryota, Metazoa, Chordata, Chondrichthyes, Myliobatiformes, Dasyatidae. The transcript is spliced from 9 exons.